This is a messenger RNA of Halichondria panicea, 1004 nucleotides long. RefSeq names its product phosducin-like protein 3. The coding region runs from base 124 to 834 and encodes 236 amino acids. The record is from RefSeq and is a predicted model, not a curated record. NCBI's taxonomy places the organism in Eukaryota, Metazoa, Porifera, Demospongiae, Suberitida, Halichondriidae. Gene Ontology annotation, biological process: protein folding. The transcript has 6 exons. Gene Ontology annotation, cellular component: cytoplasm.
CGCCAAUGGGAUGUAAUUAACUUACGACCAUUACCGAGUACCAAACAAGGACCCUAUUAAAUAUCCCCAUGAGACAUCGCGAGUACUUGAAACUGACGUGGCUGCUUUGACAUAUACAGAAAGAUGCAGGAUCCCAGUGAAGACACCCAAUGGAAUGAUGUCCUGCGAUCAAAAGGUAUUCUGCCUCCGAAGGCGAACGAGGCAACAAUUGACGAACAGACGAUAGUGAAGAUGUUGGAGGAGACCGUAGCCAAGAAGACUGGUGGUAAGGCGUAUGAUGACAUGACUCUGGACGAGCUCGAUGAGUUCGAAGACGAGGAAGAUGACAGAGUAAUGCAACAAUACAGGCAGCGACGUAUGGCUGAGAUGCUGGCCACUCAACAGAAGGCUCAGUUUGGCUCUGUCAAGGAGAUCUCUGCCAUAGAUUACGUGGGUGAGGUGAACAAGGCUGGAGAGGACGUGUGGGUCGUGCUGCACCUGUACAAAUCAGGUAUCCCACUGUGUGCUCUGCUGAAUCAGCACAUUGCCCAGCUGGCAGCCAAGUUCCCUGCGACCAAGUUCCUCAAGAGUGUCUCCACGACUUGCAUCCCCAACUACCCAGAUAGAAACCUCCCCACCUUCUUUAUAUACUUUGAGGGAGAUAUGAAAGGCCAGCUGGUGGGAGCACAGCAGUUCGGAGGAAUGAACCUCACUCUGGAUAGUUUGGAGUGGAUGUUGUCGGAGAAGGGCGCGGUCAAGAGCACUCUAGAAGAGGACCCCCGCAAGAAGAAUCAAGUGAGGGACAUGUCUAUACGACAAAACGUCAACAAAGACUCGGGCUCUGAGAGCGACUGAUCAUGAGCUAGUGUCUUAGAAUUUUAUGAAUAAUUCUAGAAGUUAAUUCAGCAUACAAUUAAUGCAUUGGUAUAUAUGUAGCUAGAGUGACUUUUAAAAUGUAUAAUUAUUACUUUUGUAACAGUCAAGCUCAAUCUCAAUUCACGAAAUUUCUUAAACCAUUACAUGCA